This is a messenger RNA of Eimeria mitis, 735 nucleotides long. RefSeq lists its product as uncharacterized. The transcript has 4 exons. Bases 1 to 735 code for a protein of 244 amino acids. The record is from RefSeq and is a predicted model, not a curated record. NCBI's taxonomy places the organism in Eukaryota, Apicomplexa, Conoidasida, Eucoccidiorida, Eimeriidae.
AUGCAACCGCACAAUGAGCAGCACCAGACACAGGCCGACGCGCCUUCUUCUUCUUCGCCUUCUUCUUCUUCUCCUCUGCUUUCUGUCGGCUUCUGGGACGCCUUUGCAGCGGGGUGUAUGUGGAAGGAGCCGGUCUUAGCUGCACUCUCUUUCUCUUCUCUAGGCAAAGAUCACAUCUUGGUUCUCGCGACGGAUGGAAGCACUACGGCUACAAGCACAGAAAACAAAUCGGACAAAGAUGACGCUGCAGAGGGCGCUCAGCAGCCGCAGCAGCAGCAGCAGCAGCAGCAGCAACAGCAGCAACAGCAGCAGCAGCAGCAACAGAAGGAAGCUGGGCCUCGCUAUCAAUACGGCCGUCUGCUGAUGCGGCGCGAAACUCUUCCUUGUAAACCCGAGUUUUUGGUUAACAAAUACUUUUCUUUAGUCGUUUACUCAAAAUGUCCACUCAAGGGUCGUCUGACACCCGUGGUGACGGAUUUGCAGCUGUUGCCUGGCCAAUGGUCACGGCCCAGUGGUCCAUUGGUCACGCAACCUCACCCCCUACACGCAGCUGAAAGCAGCAACGGAGGACCGGCACAACCGGGGGCCCCCGCUGUGGGGGCCCCUGAGAAGAACAGAAAGCAGGCGAAGAGGGCCCCAGCAGAAGGAGAACAGCAAACCACUGCAGGACAAAAGAGAGUGAAGAAAGCAGAGGGGGGCAAUGCAGAAGUUGUUUAUAAACAAAAUAUCUACUAG